Messenger RNA from Necator americanus (New World hookworm), 342 nucleotides. RefSeq lists its product as uncharacterized. The transcript is spliced from 3 exons. Gene Ontology annotation, cellular component: cytoplasm; intracellular membrane-bounded organelle. Gene Ontology annotation, molecular function: heme binding; oxidoreductase activity, acting on paired donors, with incorporation or reduction of molecular oxygen, reduced flavin or flavoprotein as one donor, and incorporation of one atom of oxygen; iron ion binding. Lineage: Eukaryota; Metazoa; Nematoda; Chromadorea; Rhabditida; Ancylostomatidae. Gene Ontology annotation, biological process: xenobiotic metabolic process. The coding region runs from base 1 to 342 and encodes 113 amino acids. The record is from RefSeq and is a predicted model, not a curated record.
AUGCUAAUUGAGAUUGUGUUGACUGCGAUUCUGAUCUACUAUCUUUCCGACCAAUGGCGAAGGACCACCCGAUUGCCGCCAGGUCCUUAUCCGGUAAUUUUCCUCGGGAAUCUUCCACAACUUGCAUUCUACUCUUGGAAUUGUGGUGGAAUAGUGCCAGGCUUAAAAUACGUUAAAGAGAAAUACGGUCCAGUAUUUACAUUAUGGUUCGGACCGAUCCCUACCGUACACAUAGCCGAUUACACUUUAAGUCAUGAGGCGAUGGUCCGUUACGGAGCAAAAUACCAGGAUCGAUGGAGCCCGGCAAUAAUGCUCGAGGGGCGAGGCGAGUAUUUCUGCUAA